Gigantopelta aegis is the source of this 4063-nucleotide messenger RNA. RefSeq names its product coiled-coil domain-containing protein 39-like. The transcript is spliced from 23 exons. The coding region runs from base 67 to 2919 and encodes 950 amino acids. NCBI's taxonomy places the organism in Eukaryota, Metazoa, Mollusca, Gastropoda, Neomphalida, Peltospiridae. Gene Ontology annotation, biological process: cilium-dependent cell motility; inner dynein arm assembly; cilium movement. Gene Ontology annotation, cellular component: axoneme. The record is from RefSeq and is a predicted model, not a curated record.
UCCGGGCUUUCUGUAUCCAAGUAAUGAAAACAUUUGGUAUUUCGUUUUGGUACAUCUGAAGCAGACAUGAGUAGCCAGGCCGUUGCAGUCAACAGCAUUCUCAGCGAACUAGAAUGGGACGAAGGAUUAAGCAUGCCUGUUGCCAGCGCCGGAAACAAGGCGUUGGAAGAUCAGGUGACGAGAAAGCAGCGUCUCAUCGCUCAGAAGCGAGAGGAUCUUGAGCAGACUGAUGACCGCGUGCACGCCAUGAUAGAACACCUGAAGAAUGUCCGCCAGGAGCUGCAGCACACUCAGGGUCUACUUAAUGCACGGAAUGCCGAGAUUGAAACUGAAAGCCACCUCCUGAAGAUAGCUCAGCGUGAAGAGGGCCGCCUGAAACAAGAGAUAGAAAAACUGGAGAAGGAGUUGGAGGAAUUCAAAGAGAAGAAGAAUAUAUAUGAAAACAACAUAUUCCGGCAGACCCAGCGUCUGGAGGAGAUGAAGUCACAAAUGAACUGGGACCAGCAGGCGCUGGAGGCGUGGCUUGAGGAGUCGGCACGCAAAGACGAGGACGCCAUGACGCUCCAGAAAUACACACGGCAGGACGACAGCAAGAUCAAGGAGUUAUCUCUACGGAUGGAGAAACUAACGGACGAAGCUCGUCAAAAGAAAGUUAAUCUUGAUCAUGAAAUGACGAAUACCUUGACAGCUCAGAUUGAGCUUGACAAGACUGCCGAAGAUUUCCGCAAGGCUCACUCGGAGCGGCAGGAGCUGAUCUGCCAAUGGGAGUACACAAUCGACCAGAUGCAGCGCAGAGAUAAGGAGAUGGACUUACUGGCCGCCCAACUGGCCCGCGUGAAGCUGGACGUCCGCCGACAUGAGGACAUCAUUAAGGAGAAGCGACAGUUUUUGGAGAACGAGAUCGAGAACAACACGGAACAGGAGAAGAAGAUCUCGAUGGCCGAGAGAACGUCGGCAAAGAUCCGUCUUGAGUUCAAUGAGGCGGACACAGCAAGAAUCCAGUUCCAUGAUGAGCUUGAUGCUCUGAAAAGGAUGGUGGAUCGUACAGCAACAGACCUGGAAGCAACACGGUCUCAAGUAACACAUUUGAGGAAAGAUGUACAAGAAAAGUCUCUACGACUGCAGCACGACAAGGACCUGAACGUGGCGCUGCUGGAGAAGCUGAAAUUGGCGUCGGACUCGAGCCUAUCGGCCGAGGAGCGCGCCAAGCGGAUGGAGGACAUCCUGUCCGAGGAGGAGCACCAGCAGUGGGCCAUCGAGGCCGACCUCAAGAACCUCCGCGACAUGCAGUUCAAGAAGACACAGGAGCUACAUGACUACCGCGUCCACGAGAAGAACAUAGAGGCCGAGAUACAGGGCAGUCAUGCAGCAGGGCGCAAUCUGAACAGUAAGAUCGGCAAACUGGACCACGACUCACUGAAACAGCAGGAAAUUAUAUACAACCAGGACUUUGCCAUCCAACAACUGGAACGAAGAAUAAACCGCAUGCACGGAGAGCGAAGCAACGAGGAGAAAAUCCAUCUGGAGACACGAAUCGAGGAACUCACUAACGAACUGGACGACAAAAACCUGACGUACACUCUACUGAACGUCCAGCUCAAGAGACUGCAGGAUGACAUUCGGCGAGUGACUCGUGACCUGGAGAUCAGCACGAGUGAGAAGGAUGACUUGACGAGUAAGAUUGAGGAACUGAAUCUGUUCAACGACAACUCGGAGCGAAAACUCCGACAGAUGAUCCUCACCAAACAGGACAAGAUGGUUGAUGAGAACAUAUUGAAGCUGGAACUGAAGCGACUGCGAGACUUACUCAACGACAAGUCGGACCGCGUCCUCUCGCUGGAGAACAGGAAACUGCAGCUCGAGACGGCGAUGAAGGAACGUCAGCAGGAGAUAACCAUCCACAAGGACAUGUUGAAGUCGCAGGUUCGGGUUGCGGAGGACGAACGUCAACAAAUCAGUGCAGAGCUUCACGAACGCAUCUCGAAAAUUGAAAAACUUAGACAGAGAUAUGAAAUUCUCAUGGUAUCAAUGGCUCCACCAGAAGGGGAGGAGGAGAAAUCUCAGGCUUACUACGUCAUAAAGGCAGCUCAGGAGAAGGAGGAACUGCAGCGUGAGGGGGACGAACUUGAUGCACAGAUCCGGAAAGCUGAGAAGGAAAUCCGUGCCCUGGAGAACACGCUCAAGCUAAUGAAUGGGCGGAACGAGCUGUACAGGAAGAGUUUCAACAAGAUCACUGAGACCAGCGACGAGAUGGAGGAGAAGCAGCAGCUGGAGGAACAGAUGCGUGCCGUCAUGGACAAGUACAAGUACAAGAGGAGACAGAUCAGAGAGCUACAGGAAGAUCUCCAGACGAUGGGUAACACACUUGACACACUGACAAGAGAUGAAGAUGCCUAUGUGCAGAUGAUUGAAGAGAAAAAUAACAAGAUGCUGCAACUAAACAAGGAACUAGAAGAUCAAAGAGGGAAAUUAGAGAGAGUUUCCAAACUGAAUGUAAAGUAUGCCCGAGAGGUUCGUUCUGCUAAGAAAAGCAAAGGCAUAACCCCAGAAGAGAAAGAUUUUGAGGUGCGCGAACUGCGUGAAUUCAACAAGACGGCCGUGAAGAAUAUUUCCCUGGCGGCAUCUGAACACCCCGACCUACACGAGGCCGUCACGAUGUACUUCGCACAGGCGAACCUUCCCACCCUAGUUCCACCGGGCCAGCGAUCGAGCAGUUCUCACAGCAGUCUGUCGUCCGUCCGGUCAUUGUCCAGUCAGAAAACAUCGUCCUCCACUCGGAGCAGACCCAGCUCCAUACAGAUGGGUGGGGCGCAGUUUGAUGUCCCACCCUCUCCAGUUGGCAGUGAUAAGAGCAUUGGUUCAGUGGGUAGUAUCCAUAGCGACCGCAGUCGGACAAGCCAAUCAGGUCGCAGGAAGUAGCUCCUCCCAUCUAACAAAAGAACUUGUAGCAUUCCGCCCACUUUGUGUUAACUGUGAUAUUGUAUGAACAAAUAACACUGAUGUACACUGUACACGAACUACGAUGAAUGUCACAAGAUUGAGAUUGUGUAUCUUAGUAUUUUACAUUGUAGCAUUAACAAGACCUUUGCUUUCAGUCUGCGACAGUGUCCAAUUAAUUUGUUGAUUUAUUUGGAAGAAAAUAAACAUAAAUCUUUGUAUGUGAACAAAAUGAUUAAUGUUUCUUUGAAUUUGUCUAAGAACAAAAGAAGAAUGCAUUUUUUCGUUUCAACUCGACCUGACCUCAAACUAAUGACAUUUUCCCCUGAAACAAUAGACUGGUCUGAACCCCUCUCAAGGUACAUAAGAUGCACUUCCACUUUAAAUUAGACCAUUGUGUUUCAAGUUGUGAUUAUGCAGUAUAAGUAUAAAGUGUACCUCUGUAGUUACAAUCAAGAUUUAAAUGACAUAAUAAAGAGAAGUAUUGAAAUAAAAAUAUUUUUAAACAAUUAAAAUAACCCAAAUAAUUUUUUCCUCCUAAUAAAUUAGGUGUAUGCAGACAUUUUUAAUGGUAUUUGAGACUUAUUAUUUAAAGCUAUUCCAGACAUAUUCAAUACAUGUAGAUGGGGGGGGGGGGGGGGGGGGGGGGGGGGGGGGGGGGGGGAGGGCAGAGGUUAAAAGGUAAACUGAAUGAAAUAAUGAUUUCUUUAUCAAUGCCCUGUAUUUCUUAAUCAUGUGGUUUGGGUGGGAAUAAAUGUUUGGGAAAAAAUGACAGUAAAAUUACAUAAAGUCUUCACAAAUCUGUAACAGUAAUUACAGUAUUAAUGUCAUUUUGACCACUACGCUUCUAAAACGUGCGUACGCAUGUAUACCGCAGUGACAAUAGUGGUUGUUAUUUAUUGUUCACACUGUGGCCUCUUUUGUUUUCAGGUGUUCCUAUAUUUUAAUUGUAUGUUUUAUAUACAAGUUUAUUUAUCGUCACAUUGUUUCCGUCCAUAUUUAGAUACAUUGUAAUAUUAUGUAUAUGUUUUAUAUGUAUACGAGUAUGUCAAAAUGUGCAGAUUUUGUGUACAAGAUUGUAAAGCCAUGUAAAUUGUUUAUGUAAACUAUAAAUUAUUCAAAAACU